Arctia plantaginis is the source of this 564-nucleotide messenger RNA. NCBI's taxonomy places the organism in Eukaryota, Metazoa, Arthropoda, Insecta, Lepidoptera, Erebidae. The record is from the annotation of a GenBank genome assembly.
AUGCUGUACGACGAUUUCAAGCCCAUUGUAGAUUUGGUACUAAACAACUGGACAGCAUUGCAGCUGGCUGUCGAACAUGGGAUGGGAGCACCUGGUGGCGAAAAAACUGCACAAUUGAUGUCUGUGUACCUAACACGGUACUGUGUUGAGAAUGUUGUGGAUAGAGAUGACCUCACAGAAGUUAUAGAGGACCUCAUGGAUGAGGAAUUUGAAACUGUGUGCCAUGAUGAUUCACCAAAAGAAGUGGCAACCCUAAUGCUGCACUUUCUUAGCCUGCUAAAAGAGGGUCAUCAUGAUGAACUCAGAUCGAGGAUUGAAUCUAUGCCAAAAUGUCAGAAGUGGCUCAGUCAACCGAUUCAUGAUUCAAUCCCACCUCAAUUCCAUGGGAAUCCAGAUGAUGAUUCAACCAGCAGUAGUGAAGAUGAAGAAGGUGCAGAGAAUCUUCAGAAUGACGUUAAUGUUGCUGUACCUACAUCGUCAAAUGGCCACCAACACAUUGAACCCAUGGAUGAAGAUGAAGUGGAACCAGGCUGGAUGGUUGUUCGAACAAGAAGAAGGAAAUAA